GACGCCACGACGGCCCGUUCAGUGCGCUACCGACAUUCGAUGCUAGCGGACGCGGAUCUUCCUCUCCUCGCAUCAAGGAAAGGCAGAAUCGGUGUUGAGUGGUGAUCGGAUUUGUUUGAUAAAAUUAAAGAAAAAGUGCUUUCUCCAGUGUGUUGUGGACAAGGAAAAUUGACAAAUAAAAAGAAUUCUGGUGAGAAGUGAAGAAAUAAAUGGAUUUGGAUUAGUAAAAAAGUGCAUGUAAGUUCUAUGGAAAAUAAAAAAAAGUGCUUGAAUUGAAUUCUACAAUCAAAGUGCAAAAAACGGUUUUCAAAUUGUGAAACAGGUUCGGCAAACAGUGAUUGUGAUUGACAUGAUAUCGAGUGACAUUCGAUCCGCCAGAGAGCAUCAAAAGAAUCAAAGCAAACCGUCAGGUAUUUGAUGGUCGUGAAAUAAACUACAACUCAAAAAAUCGAAAAGAUAAUCGCAACGAUUGGAUUAAAGCGGCUUAUGGGUAAAAGGAGACAUCUGUAAAAGGUUAUAACGUUCAGAUUCCAAAUCAACAAUGCUGCUACACUAUCAUCAAGCUGCACAACCGACCAACUCUAACGAUGUGUUCAGUAAAAAAUAUAUUUAGACCCAUCCCAACCAACAGCUUAACUCACGUGUAAUUGGAAAAGUGAAAUUGUUCGAGUCGGAUUUGUGUGAUUGAAAGCUUAAGCACUUACGCGAGUGAGUUGUAACAGAAAGUGCAAUAGAAAUGGCGACGCAAGUGAUAGCACUGGUGAUAUUGAUGACGGUGUUCCUCGGUCUGAUCGCUCGGAGCUCGACAUACAAGAUCUCAACGUACGAUCCGGAAGUGAUUCGGAUAAAUUUAGGAAACAAAAGGCUUGUAAAGGAAACAGUUCCCCUCAACUCUAAACUGCUGAUCAAGUGUAACUUCGACACGCCGAUCUGGUACAAAAAUGGCAAAGCUAUUCCUACCGACAACAGGAGAGCGAAAUCGUUAAAAUUCAACGCCAUCAAGCGAACCGAUGCCGGUUACUAUUCGUGCGGUUCGGAGUUUAGCGAGUGGUCCAAUCUGACGCUGUCGGUGUUUAGCCAGCAUGAAGCGGCCGAUCACUACCAGAGUGAUUCACCUGGAAGUGGGGCUGGUGGUGGUGGUGGUGGCGGCAGCAGUGCAAGCACCACGCGCGUUGCCAAUCUGGAGAAGAAGAGUUUGUUUCCAGCGGCAUCGCCGAAAAACAGCACACCGCGUGCUCCGCUGGAAAUUGUUGACAAUGAUCUAACCGAUGGACCUCCGGAGUUCGUUGUGGGCAGCAAAGAUCAGGUGACGAGUGUAACGCGAAAGGCGGGUGACAGUUAUAAGUUAAAGUGCGAGGUCGCCGGGGAACCCAAGUUUCGGAUAAGUUGGAUAAAAGAUGAUAGGAUGUUGAACACUAAGGUCGGCAAUAAAUCUAGUGUACUUUUGCACUCGUUAGAUCCGGAGGACAGUGGUGUCUAUGUGUGUAAGGCGUGCAAUGCCAACGGAUGUGUUAACUCGACGACUAAGUUGGACAUUGAGGAUAAUCCAGAAGAACCGUUUAUUCAGUACAAUAAUAUGGAAAGUCAUUCGCAACUGUCGGAUAGUGAAGAACCAGAUAGUCCGGACUACGUUGACGACGAUCACCAUUAUCAAGACUACGAAGAAACGGACGACGAAGAGGAGAAUGAAGAAGACACGGGUGUUGCAGAUCAACACGGGGGUCCUGCUGGAGAAACGACCGAAACUCAACCGGCGGUUGUCGUCACUAAUGGGGAACUGAGACCCGGGCCGCCCUUUUUUACGAAGCGUGAGCACAUGGUAGGAUUAAUGCCGAAACCUUCCGGGAAUAUGGUUCGCCUACGUUGUCCAGCAGAUGGUAAUCCAAUGCCGAACAUAACCUGGACGAAAGAUAAUCAAAAGAUCGUGCGCAGCAUGGGUUCGGUCAAGUAUGCUAAAUGGUCUAUCGUUUUGGAAGAUUUGGUACCGAAGGAUUCCGGAGCGUACACAUGCAAUGUGUGCAACGAUUUUGGAUGUGUCAGCUUCACCACUAAGCUGGAAGUGAAAGAUCGCUUCCCAGCGCGUCCAUAUAUCAAGGAAGGUUUCCUGCAAAACACAACCGUACUGGUCAAUUCAUCGGCUACAUUUGAGUGCCGGACAAUUUCGGAUCUCGAGCCACAUAUCGAGUGGAUUAAAUUUCACAUCGCUAAUAUGGCCAAUCCGGAAAUACCGGAGAAUAUCACCAAGUUGGAGCGUGAUUCCGAUAACCCGGAAGUGCUGAAUCUGGAGAACGUCACCCACGCGGAUGAAGGAUGGUAUACUUGUGUGGCAGCAAACACUCUUGGAGCAUCGUACGAAAGCGCGUAUCUACGUGUCGUUGACGAAUUCCCCGAGGAUGAUACACCAACAGCACAUCCAGUACGACCACAUUCAACGCUCAUAACGAUCAUGACUACCGUUCUAUCGGGAUGCUUUAUGAUCCUUGCAAUAAUAGUCGUGAUCGUGUGUAAGAAGCUUAAACGGGAAAAGAUGAAGCACCGGGCUAUGGAACAUGUCAACCAGUGGACGAAGAAGGUUAUCGUGCUAAAGCAACCACCAAUCGAAAACAGCAUUCCAGGCGUUACGGAGGCCAUGCAAAUGCCGAUUGUUCGCAUCGAAAAACAACGCUCGACUCUGGUUCAAAGUGGAAAUUGUGAUCCGACGCUGAUCUCCGAGUAUGAAUUCCCCAUUGAUUUGAACUGGGAGUUCCAGCGCAGCAAACUGGCUUUAGGUAAAAACCUGGGUGAGGGUGCCUUCGGUAAAGUGGUGAUGGCAGAAGCGCAAGGACUAGUCAAAGGACAGACUUCCACCGUUGUGGCAGUAAAAAUGUUGAAAGAGGGUCACACUGAUGCCGACGUAAAGGAUCUGGUUUGCGAAAUGGAAGUCAUGAAGAUGAUUGGCAAACAUGUUAACAUAAUCAACCUGCUUGGGUGCUGCUGUAAGGAUGGACCGUUGUACGUUAUUGUCGAAUAUGCACCACACGGUAACUUGAAAGAUUUUCUGCGGAGUCAUCGCUUCGGUACGUCCAUGUAUGAAGAUUCGGUCAGUGGCGAGAAGGAAAAGAAAAUACUAACGCUGAAGGAGCUGAUUUCGUUUGCCUACCAGAUCGCACGUGGAAUGGAGCAUUUGGCGUCACGAAGGUGCAUUCAUCGUGAUCUAGCCGCACGUAAUGUACUGGUCAGCGACGGUUUCGUAAUGAAGAUCGCCGACUUUGGGCUUGCGCGAGACAUUCAUAGCCAAGAAUAUUACCGAAAAACAACAACCGGAAAGUUGCCUAUUCGGUGGAUGGCGCCGGAAUCUCUCGAGGAAAAGUUCUACGACUCCCAAAGCGAUGUUUGGUCGUUUGGAGUGCUGCUCUGGGAAAUCAUGACACUCGGUGGCAACCCUUACUCUUCGAUUCCCACCUGGGAUAAUUUGCUGGAGCAUCUAAAGAAGGGCAAGCGACUGGAACAGCCACCACUUUGUCCGAUUCACAUCUACGUCGUAAUGCGGGAAUGCUGGAACUACAAACCAAAAGUGCGACCCACGUUUAGUGAGCUGGUUCAAAAUCUGGACCGACUGGUUGCGAUAACUUCCAACGAGGAGUACCUAGAUCUCGGAUUGCCAACGCUAGAAACGCCACCGUCCAGCGACGACGAUGACGACGACGAGUCAGACGACAACGACGGCUGCGAACGGAUGCGAAUGUAUCCCUUCAAUCAUAGUCACACCACCGAAAGUACCUUUUGAUACGAUGACGACCGAUGGUUCACUGUAUCAUACGAGCGCGAUCGAAGCGGAAUCCAACGUCCCAUUUAAUGUUAGAAAAUAUGUGUUUUAAAUCAAGUAUGAACGAAUUUGUUGCGUAUGUAUGUGUGUGUGUGGUAGUAAUUUGUUAUUUGUUAAGAACAAAGCACAAGACUGUAUUUAUUUUUUUUAUAUAAAACGCAACUAACCAAUCAACGACAAGCGGGAAAGUGAGCAGCUAGUCAGGAAAUCCUGCAUCCACGAAGUUAAGGCCAUAUAAAACGUGUCCAUAUUGAGCGAUAAGUGUAAAUAUAGAUUGUAAAAGUGCUUCGAUUCUAAGAUAAAUGUCAAUCAAGACCAAAGCGUAUUAUAUCAAAUAUAGAACAAUACUCGUGAAAAACAUACAUGAAAACGUAUUAUUCUGUACAGAUUGAACUCACCGUUCUAGUAGGGUCAAACAGCAAUCAAAGAGUACCAGUUGCAAUAUUAAUUGUAAUGUUUUCAACGUUCGUACAUUUAGGUAACAUUUUAGUAUUUUAAGGUGCAUGAGUUGAAAGAAGGAAAUGUCUCUGCCGAUGUAUAUAAGCAUACAAAACGAACUGUGUCGAAUUAUGUAAGUUACAAUUUGAAAAUACAUGAAACAUCACCGAAA
This is a messenger RNA of Topomyia yanbarensis, 4415 nucleotides long. Its product is annotated as fibroblast growth factor receptor homolog 1-like. Gene Ontology annotation, biological process: multicellular organism development; cell surface receptor protein tyrosine kinase signaling pathway; protein phosphorylation. NCBI's taxonomy places the organism in Eukaryota, Metazoa, Arthropoda, Insecta, Diptera, Culicidae. The transcript has 11 exons. Gene Ontology annotation, cellular component: signaling receptor complex. Bases 737 to 3766 code for a protein of 1009 amino acids. The record is from RefSeq and is a predicted model, not a curated record. Gene Ontology annotation, molecular function: transmembrane receptor protein tyrosine kinase activity; ATP binding.